AUGGCUGCAACCCUAACCCUGGAGGAAAUACCUCUUCCAACACUGGAUGCAGUGGAGGAACCAGCGCAAACUGUAGCUUCGCAGCUGCAAGAUGAGAACCCAAAAUCGAUUGAAGGAUUCCCUUCUCCAGUGCCGGUGCCAGAGCUUCUACCCGAAGAUGAAAUUGAUUUGGUCAGAUUUUGUAGCUCAUCGGAGCGCUACAGCUCUCCAACUACAAGAAGUAGUCGGGCCAGUUCGCCUCUGAGCGAGCCAGAUACGCAUGGAAUCGCAUACUCAUAUGACGGCCCCGUUGGCCAUCAAGUGCUACAUAUCCGACCGACACCUGAGCAGUGGGCCGAUUUCCCUGCUCUUCUCUCUUUCGCCCGAAGCCUUCACGCCGAGCUAGACGGAUGCUUCAAAAUCGUGCUUCCGGAAGAGCUCCAAGAGCCACUCCCAGAGAAAACAUCCCAGUUUGCCCCUGCCAAUGCCUACAGAAUACGGCAGAUCAAUCACAGGACGUUUUGGCAGGUCAGCACCGUACCGAGUGAUGGCUCCUUUUCCUCUUCGGAGCCAGAUGGCGAGCUGUCGGGUAGCGUCGAGGAGAAGUUCAAAAAGCUCAAGACGCUCUUUAAUAAGAGCAAGGAUAGGCAGAUGCGGAAUGUGCGAUACCGAGUCGAUGUCCCCGCGUGGACUGCCAAGCAGAGACUGGAAGCUGGAGUACCAGAACGAAGCCCCAUUCAUCCUUUGGCAGGCGAUAAAUUGGACAAAACAAAGGCCAUUAUUCCGGGAAUACACACGCCCUACGUGUACGAAUCCGCUCAGCACUUUGGCGCAACGUUCCAGCUCCACGCCGAAGACUUUCGCUUGUCGUCUCUGAAUCAUUUAUACAAGGGCCGCAAGAUAUGGAUUGUGGUUCCUUCCACUGCUGUUGAUAUUGCGGAGGAGGCAUUGAAUAGGAAAGGAAAGUGCUCGCAGUUUAUGCGUCACAGAGCCGAGUUUUUCUUCCCUGAGAAGCUCAAGAAAAUGGGCAUACCAUAUCGAAUCGUGGACCAACGACCAGGAGAGACGAUUGUCAUUUUGCCGGAUGCUUAUCAUGAAGGGUUCAGCACAGGAUACACCUUGGCUGAGGCCAAGAACUAUGCAGAUCCGGACUGGACAGCGGACACUUAUCAACCAUGCGAGUUGAGUUGCCAACUGUUAACGGCGAUACCCGCCGACUAUAUGCGACCUUUGCGAGAGGGAGAGGACAGACUGGAUCUGUGUGCUGGCUAUAACGUAGUCAGUGGCGACCAAAAGCAACUACCUCAGCAGCCCGUGGGAGAAGCACAGUUGAAUGAGUCUGUGUCACUGGAUAUACAGUCUAGUCAAACGCUCAAACGACCCAUGGAGAACGCUAUUUCGGACGAAAUAAUUGCCAAAUUUCCCAGACUCGAGUAA
Molecule: messenger RNA, 1416 nt
Organism: Trichoderma harzianum CBS 226.95
Lineage: Eukaryota; Fungi; Ascomycota; Sordariomycetes; Hypocreales; Hypocreaceae
Exons: 1
Coding region: 1-1416 (471 amino acids)
Biological process (GO): chromatin remodeling
Cellular component (GO): nucleus
Molecular function (GO): histone H3K36 demethylase activity; histone H3K9 demethylase activity
Source: RefSeq, a predicted model, not a curated record